AUGGCAGAGACCGUGUUAAAUUCCAAGAAUAUUAUGAUCUCUCUUGGGAACCCAAGCGUUCUUCGUCGGUACUACGAAAAGGUUUUCGAAAAUCUGCUACAGACGAAUUGCAGGAUUCUUGCAAAAGUUCCUGAUGAGACUAAGCCGCCAUGGUGGCCGCUUGAAGUGCGACAUCGAGAGCCAGAUCAUCUGUACAAAGCCGAACGAAUCGAGCUGCUCAUUCAUAUUCUUUGUGAAUUACGCGCCAGCCACGGAGUCACUGCGCGCAGAUUGAGAGCGGCAGAUGAGAUCAUCCGACGACAGAUAUGUCCAACCGAUCGAAUAAAUCUACUUGAUGAACUAUACUACGUGCGAGAGAAUGAAGAGAAACUUCUCGAUGGUACUCACAGCGUGAAUGCGAGAGUUUCAAUUUCGCGGGACAACGUGCCGAACGACUUGGAACUUACCAUCAUUCAAAAUCCCAUUUGCGUAAGAAGCUCCCCACGCAGCCAGAUGUCUGAAGCACAGCCGAUACCUCAAGAUCCUCUCAUGCUCAGCGGGCCAAUCCGAGAGGUUGCACACAUUGUGCCACUCGAUUCUGGGGCGCCUGAUAGCGAAACAACACGGUCUCCUCACCAGAUGUCCUUCAGUAGCCCUCGGUCUAUUCCAACUUCCACGUCUGUAUUCCCUUCAGAUUUCGAGUACGGCAAUGAUUCUCAGACAAGCUACCUCUCUACUUCAAGCUCUGUGUGUAUGGAGCAUUACUUUCUUAGUGACCUGGACUAUCAGUCCUAUCUGACAGACCCUUCGCAAGAAAUACUAGCCCAUCGACUAGAACAUCCCGCAACCAAAACCCGGCCUAGAAUUGAAACAUUCAGAGAGUCCGUGAACGUUGAUGGAUUCAAUCAGGCCCUGGAGGGAUGUGCGUGGUACUGA
This is a messenger RNA of Penicillium arizonense, 915 nucleotides long. RefSeq names its product DUF2841 domain-containing protein. NCBI's taxonomy places the organism in Eukaryota, Fungi, Ascomycota, Eurotiomycetes, Eurotiales, Aspergillaceae. The coding region runs from base 1 to 915 and encodes 304 amino acids. The record is from RefSeq and is a predicted model, not a curated record. The transcript is spliced from 4 exons.